AGGCGUAUAGCGAGGGCAUUGUGGCACGAGACGAUGUCUACGUACAGACAAAGUACACUACGCCCGCCGGCCAAGAUCUGAGUAACAUGCCAUACGACCCAAACGCACCAUUGGAAAUUCAACUUCGCACUUCAGUCGCGUCUUCUCUCAAGAACCUGCGGUCGACAGAAGACUCAGAAGAGGGUACUUACGUUGACUGCCUCCUUCUGCAUUCGCCAUUACCAACACUGGACCAGACAUUGCAAGCCUGGAAGUUGCUCGAGACAUACGUGCCACACCAGAUCAAGACGCUCGGCAUCUCAAAUGUCACUCUUCCUGUUCUGCGUGAAAUAUAUGACGCUUCAACUAUCAAGCCAUCUGUUGUACAAAAUCGCUUCUAUCUACAGACUCAGUAUGAUGGAAUGCUGCGAGCGUUCUGUCGAGAGCACAAGAUCAUAUACCAGUCUUUCUGGACACUGACAGGCCAUCCUCAACUUUCUAGGUCAAAACCUGUCCUUGAGCUGGCACAGUCGGCAAAGAUUUCGGUACCAACUGCAUUGUAUGCGCUGGUCAUGGAUCUUGGUGUCGAGGUACUGAAUGGAACGACGUCCGUGGAGCACAUGCAAGACGACUUCACGGGCAUCAGUAAAGUAAUCGAUUGGGCCAGUUCGAACUCGCAACAAUGGUCGAAGCUGAAAGAGAGCUUCGCCAAGUUGAUCGGCGAUGGACACUCUUCAAUCUAAACACAUCUUUCUCAUCAAAUUAUAAGACAACACGCAAGGCUACCUGGUUUGCCAAGCCGAAGCUGUCAGCCACCAGCGGGGCUGGGUCCUCGACCUUCAUAAAGUUGCUUCGUAUUUGUCCAUAUUCUCUGAGCUAGAACGG
Messenger RNA from Boeremia exigua, 864 nucleotides. Its product is annotated as NADP-dependent oxidoreductase domain-containing protein. The coding region runs from base 87 to 722 and encodes 211 amino acids. Gene Ontology annotation, molecular function: aldose reductase (NADPH) activity. NCBI's taxonomy places the organism in Eukaryota, Fungi, Ascomycota, Dothideomycetes, Pleosporales, Didymellaceae. Gene Ontology annotation, cellular component: cytosol. The transcript has 2 exons. The record is from RefSeq and is a predicted model, not a curated record.